Nannospalax galili (Upper Galilee mountains blind mole rat) is the source of this 2109-nucleotide messenger RNA. RefSeq names its product zinc finger protein 665-like. The transcript is spliced from 2 exons. The record is from RefSeq and is a predicted model, not a curated record. The coding region runs from base 322 to 1653 and encodes 443 amino acids. Lineage: Eukaryota; Metazoa; Chordata; Mammalia; Rodentia; Spalacidae. Gene Ontology annotation, biological process: regulation of immune system process; negative regulation of transcription by RNA polymerase II; regulation of cytokine production.
CGCUGCACACUUAAGAUUCAUUAUAGAAUACAUACUGGAGAAAAACCCUACAGAUGUGAAGAAUGUGACAGGUCCUUUACCCGGGCCUCAUAUCUUAGAAGUCACAAAAUUAUUCAUACUGGGAAAAGUCCUUACAAAUGUGAAGAAUGUGACAAGUCCUUUACCAACCCCGAAAGUCUUAGAGGUCAUAGAAAUAUUCAUACUGUGGAGAAACCCUACAAAUGUGAAGAAUGUGACAAGGGCUUUACCAAGGCCUCAUACCUUAGAAGUCAUAAAAGUGUUCAUACUGGGGAGAAACCCUACAAAUGUAAAGAAUGUGACAUGUCCUUUACUACACGCUCAAAACUUAAGAGUCAUUACAGAACUCAUACUGGAGAAAAACUCUACAGAUGUGAAGAAUGUGGCAGGUCCUUUACUACAUGCUCAAAACUGAAGAGUCAUUACAGAAUUCAUUCUGGAGAAAAACCCUACAGAUGUGAAGAAUAUGGCAGGUCCUUUGCUUUGCACUCAGCAUUUAAAGUUCAUUACAGAAUUCAUACUGGAGAAAAACCCUACAAAUGUGAAGAAUGUGACAAGUGCUUUACCAUGGUCUCAUAUCUUAGACGUCAUAAAAGUAUUCAUACGGGAGAGAAACCCUACAAAUGUGAAGCAUGUAACAAGUGCUUUACUCAGAUGUCAAAUCUUAGAAUACAUCAGGCAGUGCAUGCUGGAGAGACACCGUACAAAUGUAAAGAAUGUGACAAGUUCUUUCCCAGGUCCUCAAAUCUUAGGCGUCAUGAAAGAAUUCAUACUGGAGAGAAACCCUACAAAUGUGAAGAAUGUGACAAGUGCUUUACCAUGGUCUCAUAUCUUAGACGUCAUAAAAGUAUUCAUACGGGAGAGAAACCCUACAAAUGUGAAGAAUGUGGCAUGUCCUUUUCCGAACACUCAAUACUUAAGAGUCAUUACAGAAUUCAUACUGGAGAAAAACCCUAUAGAUGUGAAGAAUGUGACAAGUGCUUUACCAUGGUCUCAUAUCUUAGACGUCAUAAAAGUAUUCAUACGGGAGAGAAACCCUACAAAUGUGAAGAAUGUGGCAUGUCCUUUUCCGAACACUCAAUACUUAAGAGUCAUUACAGAAUUCAUACUGGAGAAAAACCCUAUAGAUGUGAAGAAUGUGACAAGUCCUUUACCCAGGCCAGACUUCUUCAGACACAUAAGAGAAUUCAGAUUGGAGAGAAUCCCUACAAAUGUGAAGAAUGUAAGAAGUCCUUUACUACAAAUGUAAGUCUUAGAAUACAUCAAUCAGUGCAUUCUGGAGAGAAACCCUACAAAUGUGAAGAAUGUGACAAGCGCUUUACUCGAAUGUCAACUGUUAGAAUGCAUCAGGCAGUGCAUUCUGGAGAGAAACCCUACAAAUGUGAAGAAUGUGACAAGUGCUUUACUCGAAUGUUUAGUCUUAGAAUACAUCAAUCAGUGCAUUCUGGAGAGAAACCCUACAAAUGUGAAGAAUGUGACAAGCGCUUUACUCGAAUGUCAACUGUUAGAAUGCAUCAGGCAGUGCAUUCUGGUGAGAAACCCUACAAAUGUAAAGAAUGUGAUAAGUGCUUUAUCCAUUCUUCAAAUCUUAGACGUCAUAACAAAAUUCAUACUAAAGAGAAACCCUACAAAUGAAAAGGCGGUGAGAGUCCUUUCCUCAUGUAUCAACUCUUAGAGAUCAUCAAAGAAUGCAUAAUAAAGGGAGACACUACAAAUAUAAGUGAUUUGGAAAUAUAUUUAACCAUAUAUCAAAAGGUAAACUUACCAAAAAUUUAUACUGCAGCCUAUAAAUUUGGUUUAUAAAUUUGUUUUUUCUUUUGGUCUUUUUGACACAGGGUCUCCCUGUAGCCCCAGCUAUCCUGGAACUCAGUAUGUAGACCAGGCUGGCCUUGAGGUUUAUAAAUUUUAUAAACCAAAACUUUAUACAGUUUACAAUUGCACAGAAUGUGGAAAUCCUGUCCUCUGGACUCAACCCUUAGUAAAUGAAACAGAAUCCAUACUAAAGGGAUAUGUUUCAAAGUAAGGAGAAUGUUGAAACAUAUUUAUGUAUUACAAUACUUCACAGUAUACUAAAAAAAAUUAAAAUUAAAU